Molecule: messenger RNA, 3094 nt
Organism: Salmo salar (Atlantic salmon)
Lineage: Eukaryota; Metazoa; Chordata; Actinopteri; Salmoniformes; Salmonidae
Product: NT-3 growth factor receptor
Biological process (GO): positive regulation of kinase activity; positive regulation of phosphatidylinositol 3-kinase/protein kinase B signal transduction; positive regulation of neuron projection development
Cellular component (GO): axon; plasma membrane; signaling receptor complex
Molecular function (GO): ATP binding; neurotrophin binding; transmembrane receptor protein tyrosine kinase activity
Source: RefSeq, a predicted model, not a curated record
CCACAACCCUGGCAUUGCAAACACCAUGCUCUACCAACUGAUUAACCUCCGGUAUUCCCAGGUGACCCUGCUCUGCUUUACCAGCAGGAGGGACAUGAUGCUUGGUACCAACUUCUGCUCUGUUCAUUUUCCCUUCAAGUCCUCUUUGCUACGACGAGUCCGACCGUGGAGAACUUGUAGCCCCGGUAACGUUACAAGCGUACAGACACGACCGUGAAACCUAGAAUAAACUACACCGGUAGUUAAACGAUGAAAAGAGAACGAAGGCUGUGCAUUUUACGCUUUCAUAUCUUUACCGUUUUUUGUAUUUUCCUCAUCGGGGUCUUGGAAAACGGGAGACCAUAAGGACACUACAGAAGCGAGCCUAUAACAGGCAUACUCUCCUUCAACACGCAUGGUCAGGCACUCCGCGCGUCGUCCUCGCACGGUCACUGAAACACAACCAGGACCAAAACAAUCAUAUCUACAAUUCUACUCUAGCCCACAAAAACGGAGACUUAUUUUUUUGUGGGGGGGGGGGGGGAUAAAGACCCGUUUCUCAACCGAGUCAUGGAUCUGUGGUCGUACUGGAGUAAGAUGUACUGUCGGAUGGUAUUGUUCCUGUUCUGUGUUUUCCAGGAUUAUCUCACCUCGAUGUUAGACUGUCCGCCAACCUGCAGCUGCUCUCUCACCGAGAUAUAUUGUAAUAAAACCGACAACGGGAAAUUCUUCCCUUUACUGGCUCUCCAAGACACCGGGAGAUCGGGCAAUAGCAGUGUCGAUAUAACUGAGCUUUUCAAGAAUAUCUCUUCCAUACACAUAGAGAACUGGAAAGGACUGCAGACUCUGAGAGAUGUGGACAUGGAGCUGUACACUGGACUACAGAGGCUAACCGUUAUGAACUGCAGUCUACACUCCAUCCAGGCCCGGGCUUUCUCCCAGAACCCUCAUCUACGAUACAUAAACCUAUCCAAGAACCCUCUGACCACAUUGUCCUGGCAACUGUUCCAGAACCUGCAACUCUCUGAGCUGAGGCUGGACGGCGUGGUGUUUGACUGCGGUUGUGACGUCCGGUGGAUCCAGCUCUGGCAGCGGAGACGAGAGGCGGGGCUUCACACCCAGAUGCUCUUCUGCAGAAACGGGGCCUCUAAGAUACAAUUACAAAACAUGUACAUCACCUUAUGUGACGUACCAGAGAUCAGUGUAAGCCACAACAGUAGCGUGAUGGUGAUGGAGGGUGAUAGCGUAAAGGUCAGCUGUAAUGGGUCAGGAUCUCCCCUCCCCGAAGUCGACUGGACCGUCGCUGGACUACACUCCAUCAACACACACCAGUCUAAGGUCUACUGGCCCAACAUCCACUCCAUUAACCUGACGCUAGUCAACGUACGUCGAGACGACAACGGCUUCCUGCUGAGCUGCAUAGCAGAGAACCUCGUGGGAAUGACCACCGCUUCCAUCCAGCUGGCUGUACAGUUUCCACCAGUCAUCCUGAAACUGUCCGAGCCUGAACGGCGCCAUGACACCUGCAUAGAGUUCACAGUGAGAGGCUAUCCCUACCCGACGCUGCGAUGGUACCACAAACAGAGAGAGAUCCUGCAGAGUGAAUACAUCAGAACAGAGAUGGAUUUCUACCAGGAUUAUCUGGAGGGAUGUUUGACUUUUAUCAACCCAACACACUACGAUAAUGGAAACUACACGCUGGAGGCCUCCAACUCACUGGGGACCGUCACCAAGACCGUCUACGGACACUUCCUCACGGCACCGCCCUUUGACCCUGACCCUGACGGUAGCACGAUGCCGUCAGACAACGCCAACAGGCCAGAAGAGGAGACGUUUGGGGUGUGGAUAGCUGUAGGACUGGCUGGUUUCACCAGUGUUCUCCUCAUCGUCCUCUUCAUUCUCAUCAACAAAUAUGGCCGACGCAACAAGUUUGGAUUGAAGGGGCCGGUGGCGGCGAUCAGUGGUGAGGAAGACUCCGCCAGUCCUCUUCAUCACGUCAACCAUGGCAUCAUCGCACCCUGUACCCUCAACGGCGAGGCUGACGCCGUAGUUAUAGGAAUGACCCAUAUCCCUGUUAUAGAGAAUCCACAGAACUUCGGACACGGACACUACUGCAACAAACCCACCACCUACGUGCAGCAUAUAAAGCGCGGGGACAUCAUCCUGAAAAGGCAGCUGGGAGAAGGAGCGUUUGGAAAGGUCUUCCUGGCAGAGUGCUACAACCUGGUCCCCACCAAGGAUAAGAUGCUGGUGGCUGUCAAGACCCUGAAACCGACAGCGUGUCCUUCCGGGUCCCAGAGCCCGAAGGAACCCGACCUGUCGGCCAGAAGAGACUUCCAGAGGGAAGCAGAGCUGCUCACCAACCUCCAGCACCAACACAUUGUUAAGUUCUAUGGGGUCUGUGUGGACGGGGAUCCCCUCAUCAUGGUGUUUGAGUACAUGAAGCAUGGAGACCUCAACAGGUUCCUCAGAGUCCACGGUCCAGAUGGUCGUCCCCUACAGACUGACGGAGAGCUGAGUCUGUCCCAGAUGUUACACAUCGCUACCCAGAUCUCAGCCGGCAUUGUGUACCUGGACUCCCAGCACUUUGUCCACAGAGACCUGGCCACCAGGAACUGUCUAGUGGGCAACGGGCUGUUGGUAAAGAUAGGAGACUUCGGGAUGUCCAGAGACAUCUACAGCACAGACUACUACAGGGUCGGAGUUCACACCAUGUUGCCGAUCCGCUGGAUGCCCCCUGAGAGCAUCAUGUACAGAAAGUUCACAGCAGAAAGUGACGUUUGGAGCUUCGGAGUCAUCCUCUGGGAGAUCUUCACCUAUGGGGAACAGCCGUGGUUUCAGCUGGCCAACCACGAGGUCAUAGAGUGUUUAACACAGGGCCGGGUCCUGGACAAGCCGAGGGUUUGUCCCAAGGAGGUGUAUGACCUGAUGCUGGGGUGCUGGCAGAGAGAUCCACAGCAGAGAUUAAACAUCAAGGACAUUCAGCUCUACCUGGACGGAGUGAGGUGAUGUUCACCCUAGACACUCGCCUUCGAUCAGUUUUGGGGACGGGAAGCUGAUUGGGGACGGGAAGCUGAUUGGGGACGGGGAAGCUGAUUGGGGACGGGGAAGCUGA